This is a messenger RNA of Daphnia magna, 1450 nucleotides long. Its product is annotated as mRNA-capping enzyme. Gene Ontology annotation, biological process: 7-methylguanosine mRNA capping. Lineage: Eukaryota; Metazoa; Arthropoda; Branchiopoda; Diplostraca; Daphniidae. Bases 142 to 1317 code for a protein of 391 amino acids. The record is from RefSeq and is a predicted model, not a curated record. The transcript is spliced from 7 exons. Gene Ontology annotation, molecular function: mRNA guanylyltransferase activity; ATP binding.
GCGUUUUAUUUUCGAUGCGAAGGCGCUCGACGGUCAGUCGAAUUUCAAACUCGGAGCGAUCGAGUGUUACUUGAUAAUUAGCUGACAAAUACCGGGAUCUGCUUAUCAGCCUUAUCUUUCAACGAGUCACGAAUUUACGAAAUGGAACGCAGGCGGCCGUCGUCAAAUCCCAAUCAAACAACCAAUUGGCGUAUGUUGGGAAAUUCGAAAACUCGUCCACCAUCACCAAAGAAGCCAGGGAGUAUGUUCACACGGAUCGAUCGGGAUACGAAAUUUUAUGAUGGACAAGACGUAGAAGGCAUCCAUCUGUUGACAGAUUUAGACCAAGUGCGAGAACUCCAGGUGCGUUUGGGUCGCUUUUCUAAAGGACCCAAAAACUUUUUCCCAGUAAAUUGGCCCGUUUCACUAUCGACGGAAAACAUUUCCAAUCUCACGUCCGGCAACUAUGUCGUGGCUCCUAAACCAACUGGACCGCGUUUCCUUCUUUACGUCGACUCUUCCAGCGAAAUGUUUCUGGAAAACAUGACGCAACACAUCUUCCGCGUAGAUGAGGAUCAUGCCGUCAAGAUGGUGUCAUUCGAUGGUCUAUCCAUCACUGACACUGUCCUGGACGGUGCCUUUUGUAAAGCGAAACGUAAUGACAAUUGUAGCGGUGGAGAGGACAGUCCGGAGAAGUUGACAUUUGUAAUUCGUGAUGCAAUUCGGUGCAAGGGCAUAGACCUAACAGACAUGAACAUUGCCGAACGUAUUGGUUUUGUCAAUGAAGAAAUCAUGAAACCACGAUUGUACGCUUUGAAAAACAGCAAGGAGUCCAACCAAAAGGAGGCGUUCACCCUAGACAUAGUCGAAUACUUUGAAGCUUAUCAAACCGAGAAUUAUUUGAACAGUGGAUUCGAAGAGCGCUUCAAAUAUCCAAUGCGCUCAUUCAUUUUCUUCCCGCGAAGGAAGGGUUACGUCUGUGGAACCAACCACGACAUCUUUCAGUGGAUAGAAAAUGAGAUUCACUUAUGCAGUUUUCGUCUAAGAAUUCUAAAAGGGGUUAAAGAGCCAAAAGAAGCCGAUCUACUUGUUGGUGGCCCUAACAGGACAGAAAUGAAAUGGGAAACGAUUCCGCUUACGGAUGAAAUUCGAAAGCUAGACGGCUGCAUUAUAGAUUGUCGCUAUGAAGACCAUCAUUGGGUUUUCGUUAAAGAACGUCUCGACCGCAACCAUCCAAAUGGAAGGAAUGCAUUAUUAGGGAAGAUCCAUGCCGAAGAACACCCGGUAUCGCGUCAUUUGCUCUUGACAACUCUGGACCAAUGCAGAGGAUUUGAUUGAAAAAAAACAAAUAUUUCGUAUCGUCUUUUCAAAGUUUGAACAAUAAUUUCAGUUGAAAUAUGUCGGUAAUUGAAUAAGGCAUUCCUUUAAUCGUAUCUUAAUCUGGAAAACAAUACAGUCGUUAAUAAUGAAA